AUGCGCUUUCUUUUGUUGGCUCUUCUUGCCUCCUCGCUUGCCGUAGCGAGGGGGGAACCAACCCCGGCUGCCGACAGCUCCGAGGCAAAGCGCCCGGAUGCCGACAGAUCCGAGGCAAAGCGCCCGGAUGCCUACAGAUCCGAGGCAAAGCGCCCGGAUGCCUACAGAUCCGAGGCAAAGCGCCCGGCCGUCUCUGACCAAGCUGGACUGGGCUACAUGUAUGAAUACAAAAAGGCUAGUGCUUCUCUCGUUGAGAUGUGGAGGAAUUACAGUAGACUUGAUCAUGCCGUGCGCCACCUUCUGCGCGACUACAACGUGGCCGUGAAACAACAGAGGUAUCGGGAACUUGUUCAACGUAUGGCACGCCGACAGCAGCAACUGGAACUGAUGAUGGAACAGCACAAGAGGGGGGAACUGAGUCGCCACGUUGUCAGGGCAGAGAUAACCAGUCUAAAGGAGCUCAAGCAGCAGCUCACCGUCGAAUUUCAGGAGCUGGAGCGUCUCCCAAGCGAGCAGCAUCCAGAGAAGCUGCUAGAACUCAUUGAGUUUCACGAAACGCCUGUGGACCUUUCGAGCGCGUUGCGGUCCGAAAAUGCUUCCCUGCUGCGGAAGUCCCUGAAGGAAUGCUCCAAGCUCCUCCACAAGCUGGCUAAGAGACAGCAGGAAGUCUCAUUGCUCCUGAAAUCCUUAAAAUAUCAGGCGAAUUCUUCGGUGCACGGGGUCUUCGUCGCUCAAUCUGCUGCUAUCGGAAACGUUUUUGAUCCUGAGGCGCCACUGAGCAUUCACAUGCCAGUUGGGAAGAAAAUGUAA
This is a messenger RNA of Neospora caninum, 810 nucleotides long. RefSeq lists its product as hypothetical. The transcript has a single exon. Bases 1 to 810 code for a protein of 269 amino acids. Lineage: Eukaryota; Apicomplexa; Conoidasida; Eucoccidiorida; Sarcocystidae. The record is from RefSeq and is a predicted model, not a curated record.